Messenger RNA from Cucurbita pepo subsp. pepo (vegetable marrow), 1308 nucleotides. RefSeq names its product methionine gamma-lyase-like. Gene Ontology annotation, biological process: transsulfuration. The record is from RefSeq and is a predicted model, not a curated record. Gene Ontology annotation, molecular function: carbon-sulfur lyase activity; pyridoxal phosphate binding. Gene Ontology annotation, cellular component: cytoplasm. NCBI's taxonomy places the organism in Eukaryota, Viridiplantae, Streptophyta, Magnoliopsida, Cucurbitales, Cucurbitaceae.
AUGGCUGAAGUAAAAAUGUGGUGGGACAAGAACAAGAAGUUGAAGCCCACAGCUCCACCGCCGCCACCGACCGUGACAUGGCGGCCGGAGGGGGAGGAGGAUCCAGCUGCUUCUCUGGCAGCGGCCCGGCCGGAGUUUGGAGAGCAUGGCGGUGUGAACCUAUCAAUCGAAAACUCGAUAACGUUCACGGUGAUGGAAGCGGAGAUGAUGCGUAAGAUGUUCGAAGGGGAGUUGGGUCUGGAACAAGACUUCUUCAUCUACAGCCGCCAUUUCAACCCGACCGUGAUGGCCCUUGGACGAGCGAUGGCGGCGCUGGAAGGGACUGAGGCGGCGUAUUGCACGUCCAGUGGGAUGGCGGCUGUUUCAUCUGUUUUGCUGCAGCUUGUCAGCUCCGGUGGCCAUAUUGUUGCAUCCAGGACGCUCUAUGGCGGCACUCAUGCGUUGCUCUCCCAUUUCCUGCCGAGGGUCUGCAACAUUACGACGUCGUUUGUGGAUGUCAAGGACCAUGCCAUGGUUCGAGAUGCCAUGGUGAAGGGCAAGACGAAGGUGUUGUAUUUCGAGACGGUGGCAAACCCGACACUGACAGUGGCAAACGUCCCCGAGCUCAGUCGGAUGGCGCAUGAGAAGGGAGUGACAGUGGUGGUCGAUAAUACAUUCUCGCCAAUGAUAAUCUCACCGACGAGGCUCGGUGCUGACGUCGUGGUUCAUAGCUGCUCCAAGUUCAUCAGCGGCGGAGCCGACAUAAUUGCCGGUGCGGUUUGUGGGUCGAAAAAAUUAGUGAAUUCCAUGAUGGACCUUCACCAAGGCACCCUAAUGCUUCUUGGGCCAACAAUGAACGCCAAAGUUGCAUCAGAACUCUCUCAAAGAGUCCCUCAUUUAGCCCUCCGAAUGAAAGAGCACUCCCACAGGGCUUUAGUUUUUGCUCAAAGAAUGAAGAAUCUUGGCCUCAAAGUCAUAUACCCUGGCCUCAAAGAUCACCCUGACCACCAUCUUCUAAGCUCCAUAGCCAACAAAGACUACGGCUACGGCGGAGUUCUAUGCAUCGACAUGGGGACCGAAGAGCGAGCCAAUAGACUCAUGAAUCUCCUUCAAAACCAUACUCAUUUCGGUCUCUUAGCUGUAAGCUUGGGCUACUUCGAGACCCUCAUGUCGUGCUCAGGUAGUAGCACGAGUAGCGAGAUGAACGUCGAGGAGAAGGAGCUCGCGGGGAUUUCUCCGGGAUUGAUUAGGAUGUCUGUUGGAUAUGUUGGAACCCUAGAGCAGAAAUGGAGCCAAUUGGAGAAGGCAUUACUAAAGCUGAAUAUUUGA